AGAUCGAUACUUUUGGAUACAGUACACGUGAUUUUUCCAGUGAAUUUCCGAGCGCUCGUGUCAACUAGGAAAUAGGUAAUUUGGAAGGCUUCUUCAAGUUCUAUCAACAUCUAUUUAAAUAAACCUUUUCUUUUGUCCAGUGUCAAGGAUGUGCAGUUCGUGCUUUAAGAUCGGGAAUGAAUUGAGUCCCAACCUUCCAUGACUUGAAAAAAAUCAUUCAGUAUACUUGUUUCCUUUUGGAAGAACCUUCAUUGGAUCGCGUGAGUUUUCCCAAGCAGUUGCGCAGCCCUGGUAAUCCUGACACCUUUAAUUUGACGUAUGCCUAUGUUUCCAGUUUGAAUCAUAUGGGGAAAAUUAUAAUUCUCCGGUUUUCAAGGUUGAGAAUGUAUUGCCAGCUAAAAUUGCAAUUUCAUUAAACACACAUGCAGUACAUUAAAGUACUUCAUCUCAAGCUGAGUAUUGUGCCAAAAAGUUGGUUAAUGAUCACCAAAAAUCACAAAUCUCUGAGCAUGUGUUCUUCAAACAGACAUUGAUGGUGGUAUGGUGAGAGUUUUCAAUGUCCUGGAUACUCUGAGUGAUCAUGAAGGUAGAAUUUGGUCCAUUGCAUGGAAACCUGGAACAAAGAUAUUAGCAUCUUGCUCAUCCGACAAAACUGUGAGAUUGUGGGCACCUUGUGAUGAGAGUGAUAAGUGGAGGUGUAUCUUUUGUCAAGCACUUGCUCAUCGAGCAUCGGUUCACUCCGUGGCCUGGUCUCCAUGUGGACAGUUGUUGGCAACUUCCUCCUUUGACCAUACUGUGAAAUUGUGGAGAGUUCAUGUCGAGGUGCUGGACUCCGGCGAACAUAUUCCCGAAGAAGCUUCCAUGACGGAAGUCUCUGUUCUCCAACACGAUGCAGAAGCUGGUAGUUUGGCUUGGUCGCAAGACGGAGUCUUUCUAGCUGUUGCUUGCUCGGGUGGCGUGGUGCAAAUGUGGAAAAAAUCCAACGGAGGCGAUAGCGGGCUGGAGUACGAGUCUAGCUGUAAAAUCAGGUCUCAUUCACAGGAUGUUAAGAAAAUUAUAUGGCAUCCGAAGCGCAAUUUGCUGGUGUCCGCUGGAUUUGAUGGUACCAUCAAGUUCCACAUGCCGGAUGGUGACUCCUGGCUCCGGUACGCGACUCUCCGAGGGCAUCAGUCCAUUGUUUGGUGUGUUGCAUUUGAUGCCUCUGGGGACCAGUUGGUUUCAUGUGGUGAAGAUAGAGUGAUAAAAGUCUGGCACUCUGUUUCCACUUUGUCAGGUGAAGGUAUGAUCUCACUGGAAGACAGUCCAGUGUACCUUAGCUUCCCUGCUGGGAUUUAACUUGUACUCCUAACACUUUUUCCCUGAGGAUUUUCAUUUUACGUCAAGGUAGGUAUUUAAUUGCACUCAUAUACAGUGGGGUCUAGACGUACAGAUGAUUAAACUUUGGGACGCUUGAAAGUCAGCAAAUCUGCCUCAACACCUUGAUAAUGUCUCAAGAUAUGGUCACAGCCAAAAUUUCUAGAGAAAUGGAAAAAUUUUAUUUUUCAAAUAAAAUAUCUCUUGAGCGAAUUGACAGGUGGACUACUUAUACAGGUGGUCUCUGUAACACAAUUCGAGGGGCUUGAAAGAACACUUGUUUUAGGAACAAUUUUGUUGUAGAGAACCCCUAAAACCUGGGAAGAGAAGCAUAUGGGACCUACAAAAUUUGCUGUCCAGUGAAAAUUUUUAGAGAGCCCAACUGUAUUCACAAAAAGUAACGAUUCAUUAUACAUUUAGUCUAAUUCAUAAUCCAAAACAUGCUUUCUGCUUCUCUUUUUAGGGUUUUUUUCAUUAUCUGUUUACAGUAUAGCAAGAGAUGUGCCUGUUUCUUGCUGUUGGGGAUUCAUUAUGUGUCAUUAGAUAAGGUUAUGUGUGGUUUUCUUCUCCUGUACAGUUAUUUCCUGUCCCUUGAAGUUGAGAAAACAUUUUAUUCAAUGCUUAAGCCUUAGGGAACUUCCACACUUUGAUGGACAAGCAAACCAAUUGAAGAUGUUUCCAAUGAAGUUUUUGGGAAAAUGUGACCCAAUAUGCAGAUGAAGGGAGAAGGUCCAAGAACCAGUUGUGCCUACAUCCCUGGGCUCCACUGUAUGCUACCAUUAGAUAGGUCCGAUUUCUUUAUUCAAUUCGAGGAAUUCCUGAGCCAGUGGAGCACUUAGUUUUGCAAAUUUCAGUUUUUUUGAAAUAGGUAUUUGGUUCGGGCUGUGAAACUGUAAGCUAAAAGCAUCUUAAAGUUUGCAGUGGCAAUUACAGGAAGAAUAAACGAGCUGUCUUGUCUGAAUUAUAUUCAUUGUCAAUGAGAAAUCCGUUGCCAGCCCUCAAAUGGGCAAAGACAUAAAAAAGCCCUGAAAUAAACUUGCAAAAUCUCACCACACAUUUGUGGAAUAUUGAAAGUUUGCUUAGCAUUCAUCCUGACAGAGAGUGGGAAUUCCUUUCAAAGAUAAAUUGAAUGUAAUCAAAUUUGCAUCAGAUCACAAGAAUGGAAAUUGUGAUUCCUGUUUGUCAGCAAAUAAGGAAGAUGACGAAGUGAGACAUGUUUCUGGAUGCUGUUGAAUGGCGAAUUGCGCACUGCAGUUUUACCACCUGUUCUUACGUGCUUGACAAAUUGAUAUUCUCAGCCUGGUUUGUUUUACAGGUAAAAAAGGUCACAUUGAAGCCAUGCCUAGUGGACACCACAAGUUGAGAGACGCUGAACCAGUUGAAGAAGAAGGCGUACCAACCUAUGUGGCAACUGUGACUUUGACAGGCAGUCAUGCGAGACCUGUUUACAGCGUUUCUCUGAACAGGCCUUUUUUGGCCACUGGGUGUGGUGACAACAGUGUGAUGGUCUUCAGAAAUACGCCGCCGAAUGAACUGGACUUUUCCCGUGACCUUGAUUUCACUGCCCUUGGAAGAGAAAUAGACGCCCACGAAAAUGACGUGAACAGUGUGGCUUGGUGUCCAGUGCAAUCUGACAUCCUGGCAACCGCUGGUGAUGAUGGAAAAAUCAAACUGUGGAAGAUUAUUGAUAUGAUGUGAGAAAAACUCAUUUUUGUCAGUUUGAAAUCCUCAGGGGUAAAUACAUUUUUGGCAAUUUUGUUGGACAAAAUGUCAGAUGCUGCUCAUGAAAUUGUUUCAAAAAGCUAUUGGCUUAGUGAAGAAAAUUGAAAUAUUUUCAAGAUCUAGUGUAUUUUCAAUGGUUCAUUUUUGA
Messenger RNA from Notodromas monacha, 3223 nucleotides. The record is from the annotation of a GenBank genome assembly. NCBI's taxonomy places the organism in Eukaryota, Metazoa, Arthropoda, Ostracoda, Podocopida, Cyprididae.